Messenger RNA from Cephus cinctus (wheat stem sawfly), 1514 nucleotides. RefSeq names its product neuropeptides B/W receptor type 2. Gene Ontology annotation, biological process: G protein-coupled receptor signaling pathway. Gene Ontology annotation, cellular component: plasma membrane. The coding region runs from base 291 to 1382 and encodes 363 amino acids. The transcript has a single exon. The record is from RefSeq and is a predicted model, not a curated record. Gene Ontology annotation, molecular function: G protein-coupled receptor activity. Lineage: Eukaryota; Metazoa; Arthropoda; Insecta; Hymenoptera; Cephidae.
AGAUCAGUAUCUUUUGCAAUGUCAUACGAGUGCGAGAGCUUGCGCACUUAUACAGGCACGACGAUGUAAGAGUAAAAUUGAACGUUGUGUAUUUGGAGGAGGGACUUUAUGACGAAAAGUGAGAAAUGUACGCAGGUCUAAAAGAAGCAGCCGACUGCCGAGAGGCCCUCAGUUGGCCGACAAUCAUAGAGCACUGAGGUUCGCCGUAGGUGGCUUAGCUAUUAUUCACCGUCUACGAAAUAACGACGAACGAAGAGGAAGAAAAAGGAGAAAUACAAAAACCUAACAGGAUGACGACAAAGAAGCUUGAAAGUGAAACGGGUAUUGCCGAGCAAGUGAUGCACGGCUUGCAAAUGUAUUACACGCCUAUCCUAGUGUACUUGGGAGUCCUUGGAAAUUGCCUCUCAGUCUGUGUUCUCCUCUCGGCGGAAAUGCGACGAUCCUCCUCGAGCUUCUAUCUGGCGGCCAUAGCAAUCAGUGACACUGGAUUCCUUGUUGCACUCUUCGUUGUUUGGCUGGGUUUGGUGGACGUGGGAUUAUUUAAUCAACAAGGCUUCUGCCAGUUUUUUAUUUACUUAACAACACUCUGCAGUUUCCUCAGCGUGUGGUUCGUCGUAGCAUUUACCGUCGAAAGAUUCAUCGUAGUACGUUACCCCUUGAGGCGACAGUCCAUGUGCACCACAACUAGAGCAAAGACUGUCCUUCUUGGUUUAACUAUCCUUGGCCUUGUGCUUUGCAGCCCUGUACUUUUAUUCUCGAGCUCACGGCCGUCCAGCGAAACGCGACAUAAUGCCACUGCCCUUUGCCACUUAGCUGAUGAGUGGGAGGAUUGGGCGAGCAUCUUCAACGUUGCCGACACCCUGACAACAUUUGUUUUACCAUUUUCCGUAAUCGCUCUCUUAAACGCACAGAUCGCUCAGGCAGUCUGGCGCCUCGCUCGUAUUCGCCGAGCCAUGAUUUCCAGUGUCCUCCGCAACGCGAAGCCAUCCUCUUCGCUUAAUUCUUCAGUUCCUCAACCACAUCCACGUCUGCACUCGCGACCUCGUAACUCGUCUAUAUCCCUCGAAAGUUCUUGCGCCCAAGCAGCCUCCGCGAUCACUGCUAACAGUCUUACUGUCGACGUCAACCCUACCAGCAACUCGAAAGAAGCUGGAUUCCCAAGAAACGACACCACAGUCAUAGUUAACAGCAUAAAAUCUACGCAAAGUUCCGCCGCUGUUGCCGUCGCAUCUCAAACCAAAGUAACGAAGAUGCUGCUCGUCGUGUCUACAGUUUUUCUACUUUUCAAUCUACCUGCUUAUGCGAUGAGAGUUCGCGCUUUUCUUGAGGUACGUUCACUCAAAGGGUCUGCUAACGAGACUGGUAUAAAUAUAAUGAAUUGACUUUCAGGACGAUGCAGAUCCACCGCGAACCAUCGUCGUACUCCAGCACGUUUGCAAUUUGCUUUUCCAUACAAAUUUCGCGAUGAAUUUUGUUUUAUAUUGUGUAAGUGGCCAGAAUUUUAGAAGAGCCGC